AAUGAGACAAUUGAAAUUGAAAUCGAGAGAAAUUAAGUUGGUAGAAAGCUGCAACAAUGGCAGCAUCGAAGCCAUCACCAACCGAUACCUGGGAUUCUACUCUCCCCGGUCCUCCCAGCCGUAACAACUUCGGAUCCGCCGAUCUCAGUCCCUCCGGUCUCUUCGCCUUUGCCUCUGGCUCCUCCGUCUCUGUCGUCGAUUCUCGUUCUCUCCAGCUCGUUUCCACUAUCCCUCUCCCUCCUCCUCCCGGUGCUCUCUCUCCCUUCGUCACUUCCGUCCGUUGGAUUCCUCUCCCUCUCCCCCGCGAUCUACUCUCCACCGAACCCUCCGCCUCUCACCUUCUCCUCGCCGUUGCAGAUCGCCACGGCCGUGUCGCUCUCGUUGACUUCCAUCUUCGCUCCGUCGUCGUCUGGCUUAAUCCUUCCUCCGAUCCCAAGCUCGGAAUUCAAGACCUUUGUUGGGUUCAAGCUCGCCACGAUUCUCAUGUCCUCGCUGCGAUUUCUGGAUCUUCGUUUCUCUCGCUCUACACGACCUCCGGUGGACUUUUCUGGAAGUACGAUGCCGGCACGGAGAUUCUCUCCUGUCUCCGCCGCGAUCCCUAUGAUUCUCGCCAUUUCUGUGUGCUUGGCCUUAAAGGAUUCCUAUUGUCGGUUAAGGUACUUGGAGAUAGUGAGAACGAUGUUGUGAUUCAGGAGAUGCAGAUAAAGACAGAUUUCAGUGAGCUACCGAGGUUGGAAAGAGAGGCAGCUAGUAAUGGCAAUUCAUCAUCGUCUUCGCCUGCUUCAGCCGCAUUUCCGUUAUACUUUGCUAGAUUUGCCUUCUCGCCACAUUGGAAGAAUAUACUCUUUGUGACGUUUCCUAGGGAGCUAUUGGUGUUUGAUCUGCAAUAUGAGACGCCCCUCUCGACUACGCCAUUACCUCGUGGUUGCGCCAAGUUUCUUGAUAUCUUGCCUGAUCCAAACAAGGAGUUGCUUUAUUGUGGUCAUGUCGAUGGCAGGCUCAGCAUUUGGCGUCGGAAAGAAGGAGAACAGGUGCAUGUCAUGUGUACCAUGGAAGAGUUUAUGCCAUCUAUUGGAAUGUCCAUCCCGUCUCCUUCCGCUCUGGCUGUUCUACUCAGUCAUUCAGACUCCACAAUGCAAACCAUUACAAAAAUUCACCCGGAUGGAACCUCUUCUAUAGAUUUUGAUAACCCAUUUGACUUUUAUGACGAAAGUCUUCUUGUUUCUAAGACAACUUUUAUCUCCCUAUCUGAUGAUGGCAAAAUAUGGAAGUGGGUCUUAAGUGCUGAAGGUGUUGAAGAUGCUCUGAAAAAUGCAUCAGACUUGGACAUGGGUAUUGGAGCCACUGAAGCAGCACUUCCUGGAGCUAUUCAGGAAAAUGAUUCCUCAAGUCUGGAUGAUGAAUUAGUUGUUGCACCUACAAAUCGAAGCAGAGGUCACACAUCAGGUUCCUCCAUGGAAAAAUCAGAUCUAUCAUUUAAGAAGUUUGGCGUUACCAGGGCUUAUACUUGUUUACUUCGCUCAAUGCAGAUCAGCCUGACUGGACAGCUUCAGCUUCUCUCUUCCACAGUCUCUACACUUGCUGUACCAUCUCCGUCUCUUACAGCAACCCUAGCAAGAGGGGGUAACAUUCCUGCUGCAGCUGUUCCGUUGGUUGCUUUGGGAACUCAGAGUGGGACAAUCGAUGUUGUUGAUGUAUCAACGAAUGCUGUUGCUGCAAGCACUUCGGUUCAUACUGGUGUUGUUAGAGGCCUUCGGUGGCUUGGAAAUUCAAGAUUAGUUUCAUUUUCUUACAGUCAGGUGAAUGACAAAAGCAGAGGCUACAUAAAUAGGCUUGUUGUUACCUGCCUUAGAAGUGGGUUGAAUAAACCAUUUCGUGAUUUACAAAAGCCAGAGCGCACUCCCAUAAGAGCUCUUAGAACUUCUUCUUCCGGAAGAUCAUCGAGGAUACUCCUUCACUAUUUCAAAGAUGAGGAACUAUUGUAUCUUCUAAUUCUUUUCCGUGAUGCUCCUGUAGAAGUUUGGGCAAUGACCAAGCAUCCAGUUAUGCUUAGAUCAUUAGCUCUUCCUUUCACGGUAGUGGAAUGGACGCUUCCAGCUGUUCCGCGCCCAGGUCAAGGCGGUCCGUCCAAACAAUCGCUCUCAGCAUCCGAAGGAGUAACUGCUUCAGGAGACUCUUCAUCAGUGGGCUCAGAUGGAUCGCAAGAAGAAACUGUAGAGAGUUUUGCAUUUGCACUAGUAAAUGGUGCUCUUGGAGUAUUUGAAGUCCAAGGACGUCGAAUUCGAGAUUUCAGACCUAAAUGGCCAUCUACUUCAUUCGUUCCCUCAGAUGGAUUGGUUACAGCCAUGGCAUAUCGCUUGCCUCAUGUGGUUAUGGGAGAUAGAUCAGGAAACAUAAGAUGGUGGGAUGUAACAACAGGACAGUCAUCUGCAUUUAAUAGUCACAGAGAUGGAAUACGGAGGAUCAAAUUUUCUCCUGUUGUUGCUGGAGAUCGCAGCAGAGGGCGUGUAGCUGUGCUAUUUAAUGACAAUACAUUCUCUGUAUUUGAUCUGGUGAGUCUUAAGAGGAUUCAGUAUUUUCCUUCAAUUUGUGCACAUGUCUUGUGGUUUCAAAGGUGGUGUACUAAUAUUGAUUCACCAGAUCCGUUAGCCCAAUCACUUCUCCAGCCUCAAAUUCCUGGCACCCUUGUACUGGAACUUGAUUGGCUGCCUCUGAGAACUGAUAAAAAUGAUCCGCUUGUUCUAUGCAUUGCCGGGGCUGAUAGCACCUUCCGGCUCGUUGAGGUUACUGUAAAUGAAAAGAAAGCUGGCUUUGUGCCCCAGUCUAAAUCAGUAAAGGAGAGGUUUCGUCCUAUGCCUAUGUAUUCCCCUAUCUUACUUCCUGUGCCACAUGCGCUGGCACUGCGGAUGAUUUUACAGUUAGGAGUGAAACCAUCUUGGUUUAAUACGUCUAGCACAACUUUGGAGAAGAGGCCUCAUUUAAUCCGUGGGAUGGCUUCAUCCUCUAAGGAUCUACGGAGUUACAUGAUUCAGUUACCGCCUUUAGGGGACCCUGUAGUGCCCGAAAUGCUGUUGAAGAUACUAGAACCUUAUCGGAAAGAAGGUUGCUUGCUGGACGAUGAAAGAGCAAAACUUUACGCUGAUGUGGUCAAGAAAGGUUAUGCUGCAAGAUUUGCUUUUGCAGCUUCUGUUUUUGGUGAAACCUCAGAAGCACUUUUCUGGUUGCAACUUCCUCAAGCCAUUCGCCAUCUGAUGAACAAGCUAACGAGAAGGUCUCCGCAGAAAAUCUCUUCCCCUACUUUAGACUCAGGAGCUGAUGAAGUAGCUAUGCCGAGUAAAAUACCAUCUACUGGAUUAUCGUCACCUGAAGCCAGGAAGAUAGACUCUAUGUGUGAUGGUUCACUUAGAUUGAUGGCUUUUGAGCGAGAAGAAUUACGGACGCGUGCCAAUGAACGUCUUCCUUGGCAUGAAAAAUUAGACGGAGAAGAUUGCAUUCAGAAACAAGUACACGAGCUGAUAUCAGUUGGAAAUUUGGAAGCUGCUGUUAGUUUGCUGCUUUCUUCAGCUCCAGAUUCUCCAUACUUCUAUCCAAAUGCUCUCCGAGCUGUUGCACUCGCUUCUGCUGUGUCUAAAUCUCUUCUCGACCUUGCACUAAAGGUUGUUGCAGCCAACAUGGUAAGGACCGACAAUUCACUCACUGGUACUCAUCUUUUAUGUGCCGUUGGUAGGCACCAAGAAGCUUGUUCACAGCUCCAAGAUUCUGGACGAUGGACCGAUGCUGCUACCUUGGCCGCAACACAUUUAGAAGGAUCGGAUUAUGCCAGGGUAUUGCAAAGGUGGGCUGAUCAUGUUCUCCAUGCGGAGCACAACGUCUGGCGGGCCCUUAUUUUAUAUGUGGCUGCUGGUUCCCUGCAAGAGGCGCUUGCAGCUCUCAGAGAGGUGCAACAGCCUGAUACAGUAGCCAUGUUUGUCCUCGCGUGUCAGGAGAUUCAUUCAGAAAUCAUAACCGAGCUAUCAACCCAAGACGAGGAGUCUGAAUCUGCUUCUGGUGAUGGCACAGUACCGCUGCCCGAUCUGCCUGGUCUUGAAUCAGGGAAGGAAGAAGUGACAGCGGUUUGUGAAUACUUUCAACAGUACCAGAGAAAGCUAGUGCAUUUGUGCAUGGACUCUCAACCCUACACCGACUGAUGAGGAAACUAUACUACCAAACUCUUUCGUUGGCUAUGCAAAAUUACGCACAUGAAAUCAUCUUUGAAGAACAACAACAAAAACAAGUUUUUGCAUUUAAAUAUUACUGUAUUUGUGAUAUAGAUAAUGUUUCUGCAUGUUGUACCCUAAACCCUUCUUCUGUGUAAACUUGAUUUAAGAAGACAAGAUAAUUUUCUCUUGUU
Molecule: messenger RNA, 4390 nt
Organism: Arabidopsis thaliana (thale cress)
Lineage: Eukaryota; Viridiplantae; Streptophyta; Magnoliopsida; Brassicales; Brassicaceae
Product: Transducin family protein / WD-40 repeat family protein
Exons: 22
Coding region: 57-4187 (1376 amino acids)
Source: RefSeq, marked reviewed